GAAGUUCGUCCUGUUGCUGCUGCUCCUGUGACACCGUCCGAGGGCUGGAUCAGGACGCAGCUUCACCUCAGCAUCAAACCGACAACUCUGACUUUGACAAACUUCUCCUCCACGUCCCAGACUUUGAACCACGUCCUUUCUCCUCUCUCUGCUGCAGCAUCUGCUCCGCAGCUCCGCCUGAACCUGAACCUGUACCUGCACCGAGGGAGACACAUUUAUGGAUGGAGGUGACUGAACUUUGAAUUUCCAACCCCUUUAAAACACCGGGACCAGCAGAGCGGGGGGGCGGCAUGCUGUGGAUGUGACUUCCAACUACAGAUUCUCUUGGCUGGAGCUGAAGGAAGAACAAUGAAAGACGACUUUGCUGAUGAAGAGGAGGUGCAGUCCUUUGGUUACAAGAGGUUUGGAAUCCAGGAGGGCACGGAGUGUACCAAGUGUAAGAAUGACUGGGCGCUGCGGGCGGCUAUCGCACUUCUCUACGUGCUGUGUGCACUGCUGACCAUCGCAGUGGCCGUCCUGGGAUACAAGGUGGUCCAGAAAAUGGACAACGUCACCGAGGGCAUGCAAAAUUAUGGAGGCAAGAUAAAUGCAGUGGAGACGGAUUUAAAGAAACUGGAUGAUCAGGCAGGAGAGACGUCUGUUAAUGCUACGAGUGAAAUCAAGACGUUCAAGUCAAAUUUACAAGUCCUACAGAACCAACUGAAUGACAUUGCCCUCAGGGCGUCCAGAAACAGGGACAUCCUGGACGAGCUCCAGUUCACUGGAGAGGACAUGCCCAGUGGUCACGUGACCCUGCGGAGCCUUUUGGAUGGGAAUGCCGCCUCUGUUCGUGGACUGAACCAGACCUUGGUCUCCUACAGUAGCGUCAUUGACAACCUCCAGACCGACACCGCACGGCUGCAGUCAGUCAUACAGGGUCAGAUCACGGAGCAGAGGCAGACCCAGGUCAACGUCAGCACGCUCAACAUCACCCAGUUCCAGCAACGCAGCCUGCUCAGCACACUGCAGAAAACAAUAGAAGACACAAGUCAAACAGUUCAGAAACUGAAAAAUGACUACCAGGGUCUGCAGCAGACGGCACGGCAGAACCGUGCCGACACAGACUGGUUAAAGGAAAAGGUCCAUAAUCUACAAGUUCUUGCAGCGAAUAACUCCGUCCUGGCUCGAUCCAAUGGGGACGCUCUGGACGACUUGGGGUCUCAGCUCAACACACUGGCCAGUCACAUCCAGAACACCUCGACUCUCAUUGAGGGGCAAGACCAGAACAUGAGGGAGUUGAUGGACCACCAACGGGACCACGACAAUACAACGUCAACCAAGUUCGACGAGUUGGAAACACGGCUGGACAGGCAGGAGAACGAGAUGGACGGUGUGACGGGAAAUGUCAGCUUCGCCACACAGAUCCUCGGCGCCAUCAGCACAGAUCUGAAUGGGCUGCGGUCGUGCGCGGAGACAGUGAUUCGUCACUCUGACCUGUUGCUGGGCCUGAACAUGAGCGUGACAGAGGCCAGGGCUGAGAGCAGCGAGCUGAGAGCCCAGCAGGACGAGCUGUCCUCCAGGUUAGACCGAGAGGUCAUCAACCUGUCCAUGGUGAUGGAGGAGAUGAAGGUGGUGGACAGCAAGCACUCGCAGCUCAUCACCAACUUCACCAUACUGCAGGGUCCACCAGGUCCAAAGGGCGCCAGGGGAGACAAAGGACCUCAAGGGCCUGUUGGCCAGACAGGGUCAAAAGGUGAUAAAGGAGACAAAGGGGUGCCAGGAGUGGCUGGACCUAAGGGGGAGAGAGGUCCUGCCGGACCACCAGGUGUGGCAGGUUCAAAGGGUGCAUCCGGACCUCGAGGCCUCCCUGGGUCUAAAGGAUCUAGAGGGUCUGUGGGCCGACCUGGAAACCCUGGAGAUAAGGGAGACCCUGGAGUUUCUGGCCCUCCAGGUAGAGAUGGACUACCAGGGCUGCCAGGACCGCAGGGUCUUCUAGGCCCCAGAGGAGCAGCAGGACCGGCAGGAUUGGAUGGACCUCCUGGUCCUGUUGGGCCUAUCGGCCCUCCUGGACCCCCAGGACUCCCAGGGAUCCCUGCACCUGUGCCUCCUGUAGUUGUAAAGCCGCCACAGCCAACUAAGGGCCCCAAACCCCUCAAACCAGCUGAACAUCCUAAACCUACAAGGGAGCCCCAAGAGUCUAUGUCCAAACAGGUCCAGACCCCCGUGGCCACAACUCCAGCUUCAGGUUGUCCACCUGAUUUCAAGAGGUUUGGAAACAGCUGCUACUAUUUCUCCACGCAGACAUGUAACUUUGACCAGGCCAACCUUUCCUGCACUAACAUGUUGUCUCAUAUGAUAAUCAUCAACAACCACGAAGAGCAGCAAUUUGUGAAAAACGCCACAGCUGGAAAAGGUUUCUUCUGGCUGGGCCUCACUGACAGAGAACAGGAAAAUACCUGGAAGUGGGUGGAUGGAAGUAGUCCUGUUUUCACGAGGUGGAAGCCUGGCCAGCCUGACAACUGGAACCACGGUCAUGCAGAUGGUGAGGACUGUGCCGGACUCAUCCAUAGCGCCUACUGGAACGAUUUCUACUGCACCGAACACAUUGGAUUCAUCUGUGAACGUGCAUCAGACAUUUCAGCUCCAGUUUUAUAGUAUCUAACAAAAACAGAGCCAGCUGACUUUGUUGGAAUAUGAUGAAGUUGAUGAAAGUGCCGAUGCUGGGACAAAGACGACAAAGACAGAUCUCUGAAGGAGCCCUGAUGAGGACUUUCUCCUGGAGUGGGACUUUAGGCCUGGCUUUGUGUCAACUGCACGGUGACUAGGACAGAGACAGAAGACACAGAGCAGAGCAGGCCAACCACUACGUUUAGUUUGUAUUUGUACCGCAGGAAAAACACGAGAAUGUAGUCAUUUGCACCAUUUAUUUUUGUUCAAAUAUUUUAAUUUUUUAAUUAAAAUGAUUUUGCAAAUCAAAAGUUUAAAUAAGAGCUGUGCAUCACUAGAAUAAUGUGAUCAGUGACUUUGUGUUGAGAUUUGAAAUCCAUUUUUUUUUUGUGAUCUAUUGGGCUGUAGACAGUUAGCAGUGUUGCCAAGCUCCGUGAAAUGCCUCGUGAGAGAGAGCCGGUGCUGGAUUGGUGGACUAGAGGAACAAACCUGAAAUAUAUUCAAGCUAUGAUAACUCUGUGGUGUAGAUCCUGUUGUACAGGGGCAUCUGUAAAUAUUCACAAAAGGUCUUUUCAUGGUUAUAUUUUUCUGUCAACAUCAUUUUCCUCAUUGGAAAUCUUUAUCUGAGAUUUGUUGUUAAUAGAUGUGAACUAUUUUUAUAAAAUCUGAGUUUCCACAGGAUGAGCAGCCGCUGCAGACUUGUGUAAACGUCCUCCUCCUCCUUUCUGAUGAUUAAUGCUCAGUGAGUGCAUUGCUGCUGUUUCAUCGAGGGUAAUAUUUACUAGAUUCUGCCAGAUUAAUACAUGAAGAAUACAUUAAGGAUUUCUUUUUAUGUUCAGCCAUUUCGUACAAUGCCAAAUAUAUAUACAUAUAUGGAAAAAAAUAUGCAGUUAUGGGACAUGUUUAGAUUUUGCAUAAUCACUUGUUAAAUGUUAAAAGCUUCUGGUCUGAGGAAGAGUGGGCUUAUUAUACCUACAUUAAAAACCCCUCAGCCCAGGUCAUUAAUGACAACACGGUUAUGAAUAAAUGUGUCUUGAGCCAAAA
This is a messenger RNA of Cynoglossus semilaevis (tongue sole), 3690 nucleotides long. RefSeq names its product collectin sub-family member 12 (gene colec12). Bases 349 to 2634 code for a protein of 761 amino acids. The record is from RefSeq and is a predicted model, not a curated record. The transcript is spliced from 10 exons. Lineage: Eukaryota; Metazoa; Chordata; Actinopteri; Pleuronectiformes; Cynoglossidae.